Molecule: messenger RNA, 2383 nt
Organism: Drosophila mauritiana
Lineage: Eukaryota; Metazoa; Arthropoda; Insecta; Diptera; Drosophilidae
Gene: Dll
Product: homeotic protein distal-less
Exons: 7
Coding region: 623-1606 (327 amino acids)
Biological process (GO): regulation of transcription by RNA polymerase II
Molecular function (GO): RNA polymerase II cis-regulatory region sequence-specific DNA binding; DNA-binding transcription factor activity, RNA polymerase II-specific
Source: RefSeq, a predicted model, not a curated record
CUUUGUUCGUGGGCAGUCGUCGCCGCUGUUCUCGCCGCUGAAUUGCCGUCGUCGAUCCGUCGUAGCGUUUUGCGCCUUGCGUUUCUGCGUUCUUGCGUCGAGCUGAGUGAUCCGUCGCGGACUGGAAAGUGAUUCGUUGUGAUCUGAUCUGAUGUGAUCUGAUCUGAUUUGAUAUGAAUUGAUUUGAUUGAUUCGCAAAACGGAGUUAAAAAUCGUGAAAAUCGACAAAGAAUAUGCACAGCCAGAAAUCGAAGUGAUACAAGAAAGCAAUUCCGAGUGAGUUGAGUUGCUAACAAGUUGAGUGUCAGUGCUGAGAAAAGUGCCUCCUCGCCAGCUGAAAGGAUUUACGCGCUCGACAGUUCCGCCAAAUCACAGUCGCCGAACUGAACUGAAGCCAAGACAUUGUGUCCUACAAAAACCUUAGAUACGAAGGCCACACACUCCUACUGUCCAAGUAUAGCUGAUCAUUGCCAUCGGAUCGCUGAGAACUUCCUUCCCGCGCGCAUCCCCCUGAACAGCCGUCAAAAUUCUUGAUAAAGUGGCCUCAAUAGGCGCCAACACGCUCAAUUUCACGGACCUAGGGAGCCCCUACGAGGGGCCUCCCAGCACCCCCCAGUCGGGCAUGGACGCCCCCGACGCGCCGCACACGCCCAAGUACAUGGACGGCGGGAACACGGCGGCCAGCGUCACGCCCGGCAUCAACAUCCCCGGAAAGUCCGCCUUCGUGGAGCUGCAGCAGCACGCCGCCGCCGGGUACGGCGGCAUCCGGAGCACCUAUCAGCAUUUCGGACCGCAGGGCGGCCAGGACUCCGGCUUCCCCAGUCCGCGCAGCGCCCUCGGCUACCCGUUCCCGCCAAUGCACCAGAACUCCUACUCCGGCUACCAUCUGGGCAGCUACGCCCCGCCCUGCGCCAGUCCACCGAAGGAUGACUUCUCCAUCUCCGACAAGUGCGAGGACUCCGGCCUCCGCGUCAACGGCAAGGGCAAGAAGAUGCGCAAGCCCCGCACCAUCUACAGCUCGCUGCAACUGCAGCAGCUCAACCGCCGCUUCCAGCGCACCCAAUACCUGGCCCUGCCGGAGCGGGCGGAGCUGGCGGCGAGUCUGGGCCUCACGCAAACGCAGGUGAAAAUCUGGUUCCAGAACAGACGCUCCAAGUACAAAAAGAUGAUGAAGGCGGCCCAGGGCCCGGGCACCAACAGCGGCAUGCCUCUGGGCGGGGGAGGACCCAAUCCCGGCCAGCACAGCCCCAAUCAAAUGCACAGUGGCGGUAAUAACGGCGGUGGCUCGAACAGCGGCUCACCCUCACAUUAUCUACCUCCCGGACACAGUCCAACGCCAUCGAGUACACCCGUGUCCGAGCUUUCACCUGAAUUCCCACCAACGGGCCUCAGUCCGCCGACGCAAGCGCCGUGGGACCAGAAACCGCACUGGAUCGACCACAAGCCGCCGCCCCAAAUGACGCCACAACCACCUCAUCCAGCGGCAACGCUACAUCCGCAGACGCACCACCACAACCCGCCGCCCCAGAUGGGUGGCUAUGUGCCCCAGUACUGGUACCAGCCCGAGACGAAUCCAUCACUAGUGACUGUUUGGCCGGCGGUCUAACAGCAUCCGAACCAGCUGCCCUCGGCUGCCUGGACGCAGCACCAGCUGAGCCUGGAGCAGCAGCACCAGUCCCUGCACCAGCACUCCUGCCAGGAGCUGGGGCACCAACUGCAGCUGGAGCAGCUGGAGCAGCUCGAGCAGCAGCACCAGGCCCAGGCGGAGGCCCAGCACCUCCUCCAGCGGCAGGACCUCGCUGGCAGGGCCUUCGGGGGCGGGGCAGUGCAGCACACGAUAUCUUAGCCAAUAAACAAUAAACAACCAUGAUAGCAACCUGUAAAAUAUCUAUGAAAUGUCGAGAAAGAAGCGAGCGAGCGCACUGGCAAGUUAAGCGUCAAGUUUUGUACAUUUGAAACGUAAUAUAAAUAUGUUUACCAACGUGAAUAAAGUCGUUCUAAAAUGUAGUCUAGCUAAGAAGAAAACAAAAACACACACACACACAAGCAACACAAAAAGAAAAGAAAAAAUACUUAAAGCAGAGAACAUUCCUCAAUCACAGAAGCAAGGAGAGAGUAUGAAACGUGUCCUUUAAUUUUGUUUAAUUUAGCAAAUUAACUAUGUAUAAACCUAUCUAUAUGAACGUAACUAUAUGUAGUGAGCAACAAAGUAUAAAUCGUAAAGAGUACAUCGUAAAUAAAUGAAAUCAAACAAAUGGAAAUCAGCUGUUGAUCUUAGAGUUUCUUUCGAGUGAUUUGUUCUUGAGUAGAAGAGUCGAAAAAAGGCAAAAGAACGAGCAACAGAAAUCAGUAAAAUCAGAUCUCAAAUGCAAAAGGAAAAGUC